UCGUCACCAUAUAAUAGAGAUACUUUUAUCAGCUCAUUUAUUCAGUAACUUGUCAGCUUUUGUGCUGAUUUAUAUUUAUACGACAACCAAAAAUGAAAAUAUUAGCUAUUGUAUUCGCUGUUUGCUUUGUUGGUGCUCUAGCCGAUCUAACUCUAAACGAAUUAGCUAACCUCUACUCAAACAGAACACAUUGUAUAACUGAAACUGGCGUUGAUGAGGCCAACGUCGAUGCAGCUAAGGAUCACAACGACUGGAAAAUGGAUGACCUUAAACUUCGGUGUUAUUUCUUUUGCAUGCAGAAGAAAAUCAAAAUCAUGAAUGAAGAUGGAACAUUGAACGAGGAAAUAACUCGCCAGAUGCUGGCCAAAGAUUUUCCAGAAGACAAAAUUGACGGCGUUAUGAUGAAAUGCAAAGACAUGAAGGGCGCUGAUAUGUGUGAGACCGCCAUGAUGAUGACCAAGUGUCACGUUGAUGAAAGAGCCUUACUACGAUCAACUGAAAAGAGCCCUUGAUUAAUUCCUUUUUUCUUUACGUGACUACACGAUUCUGUCAAUUAGUAACGUCCACUGUAUGCCUUUAUUCAUUUAAUGAAACAUUAGUUUAUAAUAAAUGAGUAGAUAUUUUUGCUUUGAAUUUGAUUUGUUUAUUUAAUUGUUUCUUAAUUCGGUAAAAAAAUUUAUUCGAAAAUUUAUUAACUCUGAUUAAAGUAGGUGAGAAGUGGAGGAAAGGAAUGGCAGAAUUUUAUUUUAAAUAUUAUAAAAGGGUAAAGUGGACAUGGGUCAAUUUAGUCUAUCCAAAAUAUUCAUUGAAAAUCUAUUAAUUCUGACUUUAAAUAUAAUUUUAAGUUAAAUAAAUUACGUCAUAGUUAUAUUUUUUUGCGAUAGA
This is a messenger RNA of Microplitis mediator, 885 nucleotides long. RefSeq lists its product as uncharacterized. The record is from RefSeq and is a predicted model, not a curated record. Gene Ontology annotation, biological process: sensory perception of smell. NCBI's taxonomy places the organism in Eukaryota, Metazoa, Arthropoda, Insecta, Hymenoptera, Braconidae. Gene Ontology annotation, molecular function: odorant binding. The transcript is spliced from 5 exons. The coding region runs from base 93 to 512 and encodes 139 amino acids.